Tinamus guttatus (white-throated tinamou) is the source of this 1431-nucleotide messenger RNA. The record is from RefSeq and is a predicted model, not a curated record. NCBI's taxonomy places the organism in Eukaryota, Metazoa, Chordata, Aves, Tinamiformes, Tinamidae.
CAGUUUGCCGACCAAAAGCAGGAGUUCAACAAGCGCCCCACGAAGAUCGGUCGCCGCUCGCUGUCCCGUUCCAUCUCGCAGUCCUCCACAGACAGCUACAGCUCAGCUGCCUCCUACACUGACAGCUCUGAUGAUGAGACCUCCCCCCGAGACAAGCAGCAGAAGAACUCCAAAGGCAGCAGUGAUUUCUGUGUGAAAAACAUAAAGCAGGCAGAAUUUGGGCGUCGCGAGAUCGAAAUUGCCGAGCAAGAAAUGCCGGCGCUCAUGGCUUUGAGGAAGAGAGCUCAGGGAGAGAAGCCCCUGGCCGGGGCCAAGAUCGUGGGCUGCACACACAUCACGGCGCAGACCGCGGUGCUCGUGGAGACGCUGGGUGCGCUGGGUGCCCAGUGCCGAUGGGCUGCCUGCAACAUCUACUCUACCCUUAACGAAGUGGCCGCGGCGCUGGCGGAGAGCGGGUUCCCGGUGUUUGCGUGGAAGGGAGAAUCCGAGGACGAUUUCGGCGGGCAUCCCAACAUGAUCUUGGAUGACGGAGGAGAUCUCACCCACUGGAUCUACAAGAAAUACCCCAACAUGUUUAAGAAGAUCAAGGGGAUAGUAGAGGAGAGCGUGACUGGUGUCCACAGGCUGUACCAGCUGUCCAAGGCCGGGAAGCUCUGCGUCCCGGCCAUGAAUGUCAACGACUCGGUCACAAAGCAGAAGUUUGACAACCUCUACUGCUGCCGAGAAUCCAUCCUGGACGGCCUUAAGAGGACGACAGACAUGAUGUUCGGAGGAAAGCAAGUCGUGGUUUGUGGCUACGGGGAGGUCGGGAAGGGCUGCUGCGCCGCGCUCAAGGCCAUGGGCUCCAUCGUGUACGUGACCGAGAUCGACCCCAUCUGCGCCCUGCAGGCCUGCAUGGACGGGUUCCGGCUCGUGAAGCUCAACGAAGUCAUCAGACAAGUGGACGUUGUCAUCACCUGCACGGGCAACAAGAACGUGGUGACCAGGGAGCACCUGGACCGCAUGAAGAACAGCUGCAUCGUGUGCAACAUGGGACAUUCCAACACCGAGAUCGACGUGGCGAGCCUGCGCACCCCCGAGCUCACCUGGGAGCGGGUGAGGUCCCAGGUGGACCACGUCAUCUGGCCCGAUGGGAAGAGGAUCGUGCUGCUGGCGGAGGGCCGCUUGCUGAACCUGAGCUGCUCCACGGUGCCCACCUUCGUGCUGUCCAUCACCGCCACCACGCAGGCGCUGGCUCUGAUAGAGCUCUACAACGCCCCCGAGGGCCGCUACAAGCAGGACGUCUAUUUGCUGCCCAAGAAAAUGGACGAGUACGUGGCCAGCCUGCACCUGCCCACGUUCGACGCGCACCUCACGGAGCUGACGGACGAGCAAGCCAAGUACCUGGGGCUCAACAAGAACGGGCCCUUCAAACCCAACUACUACAGGUAG